Molecule: messenger RNA, 3083 nt
Organism: Helicoverpa zea (corn earworm)
Lineage: Eukaryota; Metazoa; Arthropoda; Insecta; Lepidoptera; Noctuidae
Gene: sea
Product: putative tricarboxylate transport protein, mitochondrial
Exons: 5
Coding region: 97-1047 (316 amino acids)
Biological process (GO): mitochondrial citrate transmembrane transport
Source: RefSeq, a predicted model, not a curated record
CCAUUCAUUCAAUUCAUUAGUUUCCAAAUCAUAGUCCGAGAGGGAAGUCGACGCAGCCGCUGUCGUAAUCGACAAGUGCCUUUUAAAGAAAUAAUAAUGUCUAACAGACCAGUAGCAUUCAAAAAUCCAUUUUCUAGGCCAUGGAUGUCGGAAACGGGCGCAGCGGCUGCGGCUGGCGAAAAGGCGAAGGGUUUGAAAGGUGUUGUGGCCGGCGGUAUCACUGGUGGCAUUGAAAUUUGUAUAACAUUCCCGACGGAAUACGUGAAAACACAACUGCAGUUAGACGAAAAAGGAGGUGCCAAGAAGUAUACGGGUAUAGCAGACUGUGUCAAGAAGACUGUGAAGUCACAUGGAGUCUUCGGCCUAUACAGAGGACUCAGCGUACUCAUCUAUGGAUCGAUACCGAAAUCUGCCGUCAGAUUCGGUGUAUUCGAACAAGCUCGUCUGUACAUGGUGACAGAAGAUGGCACUCUGUCCACGACCGGCAAGCUGGCUUGCGGUCUGGCCGCUGGUGUGUCCGAGGCUAUCUUCGCCGUCACCCCUAUGGAGACCGUCAAGGUCAAGUUCAUUAACGACUUGAGGCUUGAGAAGCCGAAGUACCGAGGGUUCUUCCAUGGCGUCAGGUGUAUUGUGAGGGAAGAUGGUAUCGGAGGUCUAUACAAGGGUGUGACAGCGACGGUGAUGAAGCAGGGCAGCAACCAGGCCAUCAGGUUCUUCGUGAUGGAGUCACUCCGAGACUGGUACAAGGGCGGCGACAGGGACAAGCAUGUGCCCAAGUACAUGGUCGCGCUGUUCGGUGGCGUGGCUGGAGCGGCGUCAGUAUUCGGUAACACACCGAUUGACGUGGUCAAAACUCGAAUGCAAGGACUCGAAGCUUCCAAAUACAAGAACACAUGGGACUGUUUCAUCAAGACCUGGAAAUCCGAAGGUCCCUUCGCCUUCUACAAAGGAACGGUCCCCAGGCUAAGUAGAGUAGUCUUUGACGUAGCUAUAACUUUCACUAUAUAUGAUUCAAUCAUGGAUCUUUUUAACUACGUUUGGAAGUAGAAUAUUUAUUUAGAGUCAGCCAUCUUGGCCAGUAGGCUUCGAUGAAUAGAGUCGGUUUUUGUUACGUCGUGCCGUGAUUAGAGCACCAGGCGAUCAUAUCCGUAGAGAGUUUAAAUUCUAAUAAAUUAUCGUCACGACGUAUUGAGGACCGAUUCUUAACAUUAUAGUAGGUUAUGUGGCGGUAUAUUUAGAACAUUUUUUAAGUCUAUGUCUAAAAAUGAUACCUCGCAUAUCGUUACGAUAUUUAUUUUUGACUUAUUGGUCUGAAGCUGAGAAUAAUAAUCGAAAUGAAUUUCCUGAAUCGAUAACCGACUGUAAUUUUUACUAUUGAAUUGACAAUAUGUAUUCAAUUUUUGUGGUUUUUCCAAAAUGCAUUUUAAAGAAAGUUAAUCUUCGCGUUUAUAAAUUACAUUUUGUAAUAGAUUCACGGAGUUAAUAAACCUAGAGAACCAUAGUGUAGAACGCCGUCACAUAAAACCUAUGUUGUUAGACUCAUUUAUUUAAUGUAGCUGUACAAAAUAUACGGGGGCUGCGCUUGCGAUCUAUAUUUUAGUUUUAAGUGUAUUUUAUUUUUAAGGUUAACAUACUGAAGACCGUCACAGAUUUACAUACACUAGAUUGAGCAAAAAGUAAUGAAAUUAAUAUAAUAUCUUUUUCUAUAAGAGGGCACACUUUUACCCUCAAGCAGCUUUUCCCAAUAUUACUAAAAACAUUUAUCUUAAAUCAGAACCUGCUUGUUUGCAGUCGGUAAAUAAAAGAACAUCAUGUAUUUUUGUCUUUGACGGUCUUCAGAGAAAUCAAAAAAUAUAUUUUCAUAGGACUUACUUUGAAGUAGGCUAUUGUUUUUGUGUUGUUAAUAUAAUGUGUUGGUUAGUGAUCGCAGGCGCAGCCUCUGAGGUCACUGACCUUUGCGUCGAGCAUUUGUAGAAUAUAUUGAAUUGGCUAAUUGUGUAUGCGGUACUAAGGCAUCAUGUGUGUGUAGUAAUAGUUUUGAAAUCACUUUUUUAUGGCUCUAAUAUUUUAUUUCGUGUUUUUUUUUUAAUUUCUAUAAAAUAUUUUUUUGCACACUAUGUAGUAUGUGUUUGAUACAUUUUUUAAAAUAAUUUGUUAUGAGUAGUGCAAAAAAUUAAAAUUGAAUAGGGUCUAAUAUCCUUGGGUGUUUGAAAAACUGUAACUACAAACACAUUGGCCAAAGCUUCCCCCCAUAAGGGAUGUAUUAAAAUAGCGUAGUUGUUGACAUGAACCAGGGUUUUUUUAUGUAUAUUGAUUAUAAUAUUAAUAUUCAAUGAUUUUCAACAAAGCGGGAAUUAUGUACGUGAUUUUAUUUACCGGGUUUUAUAUGGCUGUAUUAUUUAAUAUUGUUUAUUCAUUUAUGGAUGAUUUAUUACAUUAUAUUUUUAUGCGUUUUGCAAUGUACCGUUUGAUCGACUCUUUCUAGUUGUUAUGAAGUAGGUUCCAAAAGUUUUAUAGAUUGUUACUGUACAAAGUAGAUUUUCUACAAUAUUUUUAUAUACCUGAUUAAACCAAUGUUUGUAUGAAUUUUCUAUGUGAAAUGUGCUGGUUUAUGGGUUUUCAUAUUUUUCUGUAAAUUUCGUGUGAUUGUGCACAUCAACUUACUGAAAGCUAGACAGUCUAACAUAUAUAUAAAAACUAGAAAAUAAUACUAAUAUAGUACUAUUUUGCCUCAAACUCGAUUCCCGAGUGUUAUAAAUUGCCAAAAUGUAAGAAAAAAAAUCUCUUCAGCCUUUUUUAUGUUGAAGAUCUGGGUUUAAAAGGGGAAUCGAGUCCACAAAGGUUUGUUCCAAAUAUGCAUUUCAAUAACUCUUUUUAAGAAUCACAUUUAAGGUUUUAUAUCAAGCAAGCUUGUCUAUGGUCUUGCAAUUACCUUAAGAUAUCUUAAAAGGACAUUCCAGAACUUCCACAUUGACGCUAAAUAUGAUUUUGUUAAUUAUUUUGUAUCAUUUCAGUUUUUGUUGACGUUGACAUGUUUAUUUAUUUAUAUUUUUUCUUUUAAUAAAAUUGUCGGACAAUUUGAA